CGACAAGGGCGCCGUGGUCUUCCCACCCACAUCCGGAUGGUACAGCUACGUGGCCGGCAUGUACGGAGAGCCGUGAGCCCUUCUGCAACUACCAUCUGGUUCUGGCUGCCCAGGAUGCCAGACCGGCGGGCGCGCGGGAUUGGCGUCGACACGGCGGCGUGAGAUGUUGACGGGGAGAGAAGGAGGCCGGCGACGCCGUCGCAGGGAGAGGAUUGUGCGGGCGGAGCUGUGGCGUGGAGGAGAGAUGGCGGGGCAACGCCCUGGCGGGGAGAGGAAGGGUCGGGCGACGCCGUCGAUGGGAGGGGCGCCAUCGACUGGAGUGGCUAUGAGGGGGAGAGAGUGAGAGGAACUAGCCGAUGUCCUGUGCAUCGAGGAUAAGCAUGCUUUUUUAGGGGAUAAGACUUUUUUUAGGAGGGGGCAAGGCUGUGUGGGUGGAAAAAAUAGUUCGUUGUUCCACUCUUGUUUAUAUAUGUUUAAUAUUAAUAUAUAAAAUAUUUUUAUACAAAAACGCAAAAAAUCUAAACACAGGAAUUUUGCAAUAGAUCCGAACGGAUCCUUUGCCAUCGGAUCUGAAUCCUAUGUUGGUUGUACGUCCGCUCGAACUGCCUUUUUAUUCCUUGUUUGCUUAUGUCCCCACUAAUCCAGUGAUCGCCCACACUCCCGCCAAAUCCCUUGAUUGCCCGCACUCCUGAUUUUUUAAUGACUGAUGGCGGAAAACAAAGGUGGGGAUUGAGAAAAAUAUGUCGCGAACAAGGGUAAUAGUACCCACGAUCCAUCAGACUGCAAUUGGAGGGCACAACCAUCUCAGCCAACUUAACUUUCAGUUUGUUCACCGCUUGUGCUUUUCGUAAUUGGGAGUCUCCAAGUUUUGAUUCAAUUUAUUAGAAUGAUUGCUACUAUCUGCUUGAUGAAUGGAAUGUGAAGAUUAUAUAAAACAGUAGGAUUUUCAGUUUGUAUGCCCGUCCAGUAACUGAGUUUUUACAGGUUUCAUGAUACAGUAAUUGUGCAAAUGUGUUAUACUUUCUAAUUACUUUUGCAGUGCCAUUUAAUUGUUAAAUUUUCUAUUGGGCAUGCUUCUCAGAUCCAAGGCAUGGAGAACUCCAAGGAGUUUGCUGACAAGCUGUUCUGGAUAUGUCGAGGCAGAGGAACAUUGAGCCGGAUGAAGGCAUUAACAAGGAUCGGCUCAGAGAGGUGGAACAUGAACAUUGAUGGGAUGCUCACAGAAGAUGAGGUCAAGAAGGUGGCUACGCAAAUGAUCACAGAGAAGACUACUGCUGGGCCUUUUGAUCGACCAUGCCAUUCAAAAAGCUCUUUAGUGCAGUUUGCAACAACAAAAAUCAGAGGAUUGGUCGUUUGUAAGGGUGGAUAUCUCAGAGGUGGCUGCCACCCGGAUUGGAAUUUAAUUCAAUCUAUUUCCCUUUCUGAAGUUUCAUACUAGAUGUAUGUUCCUGUGAUAUGAUUUGUUUAUGGAGAUGGAGAGAUGUGACUUUCA
Messenger RNA from Triticum dicoccoides, 1492 nucleotides. RefSeq lists its product as uncharacterized. Lineage: Eukaryota; Viridiplantae; Streptophyta; Magnoliopsida; Poales; Poaceae. The record is from RefSeq and is a predicted model, not a curated record. Bases 1091 to 1438 code for a protein of 115 amino acids. The transcript has 3 exons.